AAGUAUUAUUUCUAAGCAUAUAACAGCCUUAUGCAAUACAACUCCUGUUGUUGUUUUAUCUUCAUAAUUCAGUUUUCUAUGAAGGUAUUGCAAAUCAUAAUUCAUAUUUUUAUUCUUCCUGAAGAAAAAUAUUCCCUACAAGAUGAAUAAACUGUUUCAUCAAAUGUAGUCUACCAUUGUUCAUGCCAAAGGAAGCCUGGUGCACUGGCUCUCUGCUUUGUCUUGCAUGGAUGAAAUUGUUUAUGUAGGAGAAGACAUUGAGCUAGGUCUCAUUAAUUUGCCCUACACGAAACGGGCUAAACUGCCUCAUGUGUUCCUCCAUUGGGUAAAACAGGACAACUGAAGGACCACAGCUCUUGUAGCUGGUCCAAACGUGACAAUGGAAAUGGAGUUGUGAAUGGCCAUAAUUUUAGAACUUUUUAACCCAAUUUGAAUGUUUUUGUUUGUAGUAAUGCCAUGUAGGGCAGGCUAGACCUACACAACUUAAGAAGUGAAAGGUCCAGAUUGAUAAAUUAAAAAUAAUUAUGGGGCACAAAGGAACAGAUUGCAUGCCAGUCAAUCGUUUGGCAAAUAUCUCAUGUAUAUAUCUUUCACUUCUGCUGAUAUUAUCUCUUAAUUGCACUGUUUUCUGAGUAUUAAAAAGUUAUUAUUUUAGUUGUAUGUGAGAAGAAAAAAACCCCCAAUGUGUUAACAUCACAGGUUUCCCAAUAUAUUUCUUAGCUAUUUAGCUUGUUGGGUUUUUUUGCUUCAUAUAUUUUUAAACUUGAUAUCAGGUUGUAAAAUGAGCAACUGUGUCAGAAGGAAUAGUAAAUUAAUUCUAUGUAUUAAAAGGUUAAUACUGACAAUAGAGGAGAACAAAUAUUCAUUGUUACAAAUUGUAAUUCUGAUUCAUCUUUGGCAGAAGCUUUUAAGAUCAUUGAAGAUUUUUACAAAUAAUAUAAUCUCUUUGUAUUCACACAGAUUUCCUAUGACAGCUAAAAAAUAAAUUGGAGAACUAAGGAUAAUCUAUGCUUAUAGGGAGUGUUCUCUUGUCUCAGGCUUAGUUUUACAAAAUAAUCAUCAUUUUAAAAUUCAUUUAAACCAAAUUUGUUUCUUUGCUAGUCCAAAUAUAGUAGUAAUUUCAGAUUUAUUAUUUAUUUCAUGCAAUACAUUCUUUCUUUGCGUAAUCAAGAAUGAUAAAUUGAACAUUAUGCAAAGAAAAAAUGUAUUGCAUGAACAUAUUCUUUAGAUAUCCAGGAAGAUAAUAUCUAAAUGCAACUUGUCUCAAAAAGGUUAAUAAAUUAUUCUGCUUGUUUAGGUUUAUUGCUUCAUAUUCUUUGCAGAAAAUGACCAGUAAUUGCCAUCUCAUUAAAAUUAUUAUCUAACUCCCACAUGGUAAUUUUGUGGAAUGUUAUUGUAUGCAUGAAAACAAUACCUUUUAUUUUUGGUUAUGAAUUAAAUUAAUAGGUUGAAUGCCAGCUAAAAGUCAUAUUGUAUUCAUUACAAAUACUAAAUGAAACAAAAUGACAUGGGAGUGAAGAUGUGAAUUUCUAAGUGAUAUUAAUAACAACGUCAUAUGGCACUAUAAAAAUUGCCAGAUUAGCAUGGUGGUGCCAUAGACUCAAAAGGGUUACAAGAUUUAUGACUUAGCUGAUGCUGUUUGGUCCUUAACUCAAUAUUUUUAAUAAUUUUGAUUCAUACUAACAUGAACUAAUAGGUUCUGUAGCUUUUGAAGUGAACUGCUUAUUUAUGGAGCAUUAGCUGUGGUACAAAUGUCUUCAUUUUAUACAUUACAAACAUUAUGUUAAUAUCUGAUCCAAGACAUUUUGUUGUCUGAUGUAAAAACUCCAAAAAAUGUCUGUCAUGUUGAAGUGGCAAUCUUAAUCCAGACUAGUCUAUUUUUUUGAGGAAUAAGAAAUAAUUAAGUUACAGUAUGGUCUAAUCCACUUAUGUUGUUCUUUAAGCAUUACUGCCUCUGAUAUUUAUGUUUUCUGUACACCCUCAAUAAAUUGUGUUUUCAUACAAUUUGGAACCUCUUCAUAGCAGAGUCCCUAUAAAUUAGGAGCAGACCAUUCUGUGUCUGCCCCGAGUCUUCUAUUUAUAGUUUUCGAUGAAAAGUCCUUUUAAGCUGCAGUCUACAAUUAGAACAACUGUACAGUAUAUAUUUAUCUAUUUUGCCACUGAAUAUUUUACAUGACUGCUGAAACCCAAAAAGGGAUUUUUUACAUUUACUUUUUACUUUUAAAAAAAUAAAAUAAAGCCUGAUUCUAUUUAUAAUUUGAGAGAUUGAUUUGACUCCCAAAGGAGUAGGCUAAUUUCCUUUGUCAUAUCUUUCAAUAAAUAAGGCUAGGAGGCAGUGCUAUAGAAUUUAUUUUUCCUUUUUUCCUUUUGACUUCAUUUUUGUCAUUUACUUAUAUAGAUGCUUUGUGAGUCCUAUGUAUCUUACACUGCAGGAUUGGGGGAGGGGGAGGAUGACAGGUAAAAUCACUCACCCAGAAGAUAGAUAGUGGAGGUGAGAACUACCAAACUACGUCACUAAGUCAGGAGGGAGAAAUAGAGCAUGCAGAACCAAGAAGUCUUACAAAGGAAGCUUGGGGAUUUUUACCCUAUGAGUUCAACCCAAUUUUGCCGUUACAAUUGUGAAUAAUGCCAUAAUUCCUGUUCAACACAGGCAUUUGUGAGCUAAUAUCUCAAAGAUUCUGAACCUUUAAAAUCCUUGUCUAUAAAGAUUAAUCACAACUUUCCAGUCCUUAAUACUUUGUACCUAAAUGCAUUAAAUCUGCUUAUUGAGUAGGCUCAUUGCAAUUGGUAGGUGGGGCAGUUGUAAAGAUUGAAUUUUGCAAUAUCCAUUCUGAUUCUUAAUAGUUUGUUCCGCACUGAUGUUCUGACAGGAGCACAUUAUUUGGGGUAUUGUUUAACUUAUAGAUCAGGUUUUAGAUAAAGAAAAAAAUAAGCACUCAAUUUCUAGUUGACAGCAUGAUUACAUUUCUAGAAAUAACUGAUAUAGUUUCACAUUUUAAAACUUGGGUAGUAUGUAAUAUUUGUCAUUGAGGUAUACUUAAAAGAUCAGUUUCUUCAGAAGAGUGGCAGUAGUUUUUAAAGAAUAUAGGCAGAAAUUGAAAUGAAAUCAUAGGACUAUUAUUCCAUGAAGUGUAUAAUUUUAAAUAGCACAUUUUAGUUGUAGGUCUUUUUGCAUGGUGGUCUAUGUAACCUAGAAACAAUAGCUAGGAAUUCUUUUUGGUAUUAAGUGCUUCUGGAUAUUGACAGAACUACUUUGUUUACUUUGCUGCUCCAUCAACCAGCAAUAAUUUAUUCUAUUACGUAUUUCACAAGACAGCAAAAUACUGCUUGUGUAUUGCAUUUUGUUACUGCUGAUUAAAUAUAUGUGAAUGAUUGACUGGAUAGUCUUUCAAACCCUACUCCGUCUUUGUAAACCCUUAAUGGUAGUGCUAAAAGCAAGAAGUAUGAUAAUUGCUUUGCUUACAAAAUAAGCUCAUGACACAAUUUGGGGAGGAGAAAAGUUUGUUCAGUUAUAAAUGUUUCUGCUUUCAUUUUACAGUCAUAACUAAGUUGCUUUUGUCUAUAUUUACAUCUUUAUUAACUUGAGAUUACUUGAAGGAUGCAAAGUUCUAAGAGGUCUUCUGAAGAAUAGGCUGUACCUUGUGAUGCUAAAUUCAGUUCUUCAAAUUCCAGGAUUCAUUUCUGUUCAUAGAAAAUAUUUUCAGAAUUCCUGGUCCAGUUCAGAAUUACCUGCUUUGAGUGAUUCUAAUUCUCAUCAGUAGUAGAACAAUUUGUUCUGCAAAAAAAAGAAAAGAAAAAAAAUGUAUAUAGAAUUUAGUUGCCAAAAGGCGUAGCUGCCAUCAGUGAGUUCAUUGUUCGUUUCUAUGGAGACAGCAGCCUAUUCUGAAUGGCUGUUAGAUCUUACAGAAAGAUGCAUGACUCUGUAUAAGUUCAGUACUGAGCAAGUGAGCUUUCUCAUUCAGCUUCAUCCUCUGGCAUAUCUUAAGUGCAGCAAAUAGAGGGUAACCAUGCAAGGAUCACCCAGGAGGCGUUUGGCAGUGAAUCUUUUUAGCAAGUUUUUUCAGGGCCGGAGACAUUCUUCUUCUGAUCCUCUCUUCCAAGUGCUUCAGAGGCGACGGAGCUCAGUUGUAGAGGUCCUCUCGACUUCUACACAUAGGGUUAUGGUGGCUAUUUCCUCUGUAAGCCCUGAAGAGCUGAAUGCUGCUUUCCAUGAAAGAAGAAGAAGAUCUAGACGUCCAACUGCAAAAUAUACAAAAGUUGGAGAACGCCUUCGUCAUGUUAUUCCUGGUCAUAUGCAGUGUUCUAUGGCAUGUGGUGGCCGUGCUUGCAAAUAUGAAAACCCAGCUCGGUGGAGUGAACAAGAACAGGCUGUUAAAGGAUUAUAUUCCUCCUGGGUAACAGAUAACAUACUGGCUAUGUCUCGACCCUCCACAGAUCUUAUUGGAAGAUAUAAUAUUAUUGAACAGUUCCAAAGAUGUGACAUAAAAACAGUAAUUAACCUUCAGCGUCCCGGGGAACAUGCUAGCUGUGGGAAUCCACUGGAACAAGAAAGUGGUUUCACCUAUCUUCCUGAAGCCUUCAUGGAGGCGGGAAUUUAUUUUUAUAACUUUGGAUGGAAGGACUAUGGUGUAGCAUCUCUCACUACUAUCCUCGAUAUGGUAAAAGUGAUGACUUUUGCCUUACAGGAAGGGCGAGUAGCUAUUCAUUGUCAUGCGGGACUUGGCAGAACAGGUGUCUUAAUAGCUUGUUACUUAGUUUUUGCAACAAGAAUGACUGCAGACCAAGCAAUCCUUUUUGUAAGAGCAAAAAGGCCUAAUUCUAUUCAGACUAGAGGACAGUUGUUGUGUGUAAGGGAGUUUUCACAGUUCUUAAUUCCGCUCAGAAAUGUUUUUGCCACCUGCGAGCCAAAAGCACAUGCAGUGACUCUUUCCCAGUACUUGAUCAGGCAGCGGCAUUUGUUGCAUGGAUAUGAAAGCAGACAUCUCAAAUAUGUGCCAAAACUUAUCCAUCUUGUUUGCAAAUUGCUCUUGGAUUUGGUUGAAAACCGACAGGUGAUAGAGGAAGAAUUAAUAGAUAUGCCAGACCUGACAGCUGAAAUUGAGGAGACCGUUUCUCAGUUAGCUUCUACGGAGCUUGAUAAGGAGUUAAGAAGACAAGACAGUAGUACUUCGGAGCCAUUCUCUCUCUCAGGAUCAAAUCCUCUUCAUCCCAGGGAACACGAUUGUGAUCCUCUUUGCAAAUCGAGGACUGCUGAUCACUUUUUGUCUCUUAGCCGUUCCAAAAGGCGCCUUAGCUAUAGUGAAACAGAUUUAAGAAAAUUUGCAUUUAUCACUGAGCAAGGAGAAACACUAUGGUCAGUGCCUGUACAAGCGCCACUCUGCAACAAAUCUAACCCACCAAGCAAGGUGAACGACUGCCAGCCUCUUCAUAUUGAGCUAAACCAAGAAGUCUUAAUUCGUAACACGUUUACUUUCUCAACUCAGGGAAAAUUUAAUCCAGGAAAAAAUGAAGACGACUCUUCUGCCUGCCAUAGAUCUAGACAUACAAAAAGAGUACUGCGUAGUAAAACCUUUUCUUCAGGCCUUUCAUAUCAUCAGAAAGAAAAAGAGGAGGAUGAGGAAGAAGAAGAAGAGGAGCUAAAAGCACUGAACUAUAAUUUUGUGAGAAAGGAUAUUUAUGGUAGACGAAUAUCAUCUGAAGAUUCAGAAAGUGGGACUUAUGAUAUCAAAGAUCUUUCGGACGCAAUCCCCCAUAUCAUUGUGCAAUCAGAAUUAACUCAAGAGGCACGAAGAAUUUUGGCAGCCAAAGCUCUGGCAAGUCUGAAUGAAUUUAUGGAAGCAGAAGAAGUGAAGUCUAAAGUAGAAAUGUGGCAGAAAGAACUGAAUAGUCAAAAUGGAGCCUGGGAUAAAAUAUGUGCUGAGAGGGAUCCUUUUAUUCUCAGUAAUUUGAUGUGGUCUUGGAUAGAGCAACUUAAAGAACCUCUUCUAACCAAAAAUGAUGUUGAUGUGUUAGCAAAAAAUAACACAGAUUUUCAAGAAGCAUUCAAAUUACUAGAAAAGGGAAAAUAUCACACCAUAUUGUGUAUCUUAAACUGUGUGGUGAAUUUGCAGACAAUACCAACAGAUGUCGAAGAGCUGCUUCUUAAUCGUGCCAUUAAAGCAUUCACCAAGCAGAUGAACUAUGAUUCUGAAAGUGGAUCAGAGGUUUACAGCAUUUUAAAGAAUGUUUUCAAACAGAUACUGGAACACCAAAGACAAUAUGCCAAUGAAGAAACGGGAAAGCUUUUAUGAAGUUUACAUUUCUACGCUACAAUUUUUUGUAGUGUUGAAAAAUUACCUUUCUUUCGUAUCCCUUGUUUUGCGUGAAUAAAAUUUCUGUUAAUGUUGUUUAUUAAAUAUCAGAAGGUUGCUUUCCUAUAUAUGUAUGUACAUUGUUACUUAAUAACUUGCCAUUUUUUUGUGAUUGUAAUGUGGCAUUUUGGUUUUGAAGAUUACAUUAAAAUGCUAUACAGUUUUUCAGCGAUAAGUUAUUGGUUGGAUCAAGGAGAAAAAUCCCUUUGUUCCAGAGUAGAUAAAGUGAUCCUCACUAAUUCCUCCUCUCCCAUAUGUCACCAAGAAUAUGUUCAGGAGGGUUAGGGACAGAAGAAUGGAGCUCCGUGACCAGUAGUGUUGGCAACUGUUGUUGGAUGGGGAAUCAACCUAGAUUGCUUUUCCUUCACCUUUUCCCCCAAGCAGGGAUGAUCUCAGCAGCACUUUGUUAGGCUCUGUUCCCAUUGGCUGAAGAAAGCUACAUUCAACCUGCUAUUUUUCACAUUGAAUUGUUGCCAUAAUUCACUGCCAUAAUCUGCUUGUUUAUUCAGUUAAAUAUUUGUGUAUUAAAACUUUUAAGCCUAAAUGCUGUUUACAUUAGUGGUAUUAUGUUUUAUUUUGUGAUUAGUAAACAUUGAUACAAAUGACUGUUGUACAGCUAAAUGACUUUUUCUUGGUAGCCAUAAAAGAAUUGAUUUUAAUGCCAAAAUAAAUUUGUAGCAAAAAAAUAUAAAGAUGACUUAAAAUAUGAAGGUAGACUACUGCCAGCUCAUAAAUGGUUUUGAGAAAGUUGAAACUUUCUAUUUUUAAAAAAUAAAAUACUGUAAAUCUGAAAAAUGAGAUGUGUAUUACAGGAGCUCAUUUUAAAAAAACAAAUAAAGGAAAUAUUUACAGUAAAAAAUGUUCC
This is a messenger RNA of Thamnophis sirtalis, 7215 nucleotides long. RefSeq names its product protein tyrosine phosphatase domain containing 1 (gene PTPDC1). Gene Ontology annotation, biological process: protein dephosphorylation; cilium assembly. The record is from RefSeq and is a predicted model, not a curated record. Gene Ontology annotation, molecular function: protein tyrosine phosphatase activity. NCBI's taxonomy places the organism in Eukaryota, Metazoa, Chordata, Lepidosauria, Squamata, Natricidae.